AUGUCUGCUGCCGUCCCGUCGUCGCUCGUGAAGUAUGAAACGCCGGUUCUGCUCUCCGAGGCACUGCACAAGAAGUCCCUCGCCUCGAAGCGGCCUGUGGCGAAUAAUGGCAAGCCGCAGCCGCAGUCCGAAGACGUCCUCUUCAGCAUUCUCCCUCCUCGCGAGUUCGAGAAGGACGGACAACGGUGGGUGCAGUACCCCUCUAGUACCCCCGCCACCCGGCUAGAUGUGAUCCGGCUACAGGAGCAGCUGGACACGUUGCUAGCGGAACGCCAAGCCCGUGAGACGGGUGUGUGUCCAAUCCGUGAGGAGCUCUACGGUCAGGUGUUCGAUGAGCUCAUUCGGCAAGUCACAAUCAGCUGCGCUGAGAGGGGACUACUGCUCCUGCGCGUGCGGGAUGAAAUUCGCAUGACGCUGGAUGCCUACCGCUCUCUCUACGAGAGUAGCAUUGCCUUCGGCAUGCGCAAGGCGCUGCACGCGGAGCAGGCGCACGUCGAGCUGGAGGCGCGGGUACGGGCACUGGAGCGGGAGAAGGCGGACCUGCAGCGGCAGGUGGAGGAGUUGGUCGAGGAGCGCGCACAAAUCGAGCAGGACGAGGCGCAGAGGCGCCAGGAUGAGCAGAAGAAGCACGACGAAGAGGUAGCCUUCUUCCGCCGCACGUACGAGACGCUGACGGCGAACUUGCAGACCGUCGUGAAUCCGACCAAGGCAUGA
Leishmania braziliensis MHOM/BR/75/M2904 is the source of this 714-nucleotide messenger RNA. Its product is annotated as putative dynein arm light chain. NCBI's taxonomy places the organism in Eukaryota, Euglenozoa, Kinetoplastea, Trypanosomatida, Trypanosomatidae. Gene Ontology annotation, cellular component: axoneme. The transcript has a single exon. The record is from RefSeq and is a predicted model, not a curated record. Gene Ontology annotation, molecular function: dynein heavy chain binding. Bases 1 to 714 code for a protein of 237 amino acids.